Toxorhynchites rutilus septentrionalis is the source of this 3879-nucleotide messenger RNA. Its product is annotated as protein DENND6A. Bases 434 to 3796 code for a protein of 1120 amino acids. NCBI's taxonomy places the organism in Eukaryota, Metazoa, Arthropoda, Insecta, Diptera, Culicidae. The record is from RefSeq and is a predicted model, not a curated record. The transcript is spliced from 2 exons. Gene Ontology annotation, cellular component: recycling endosome. Gene Ontology annotation, molecular function: guanyl-nucleotide exchange factor activity; ATP binding; ATP-dependent protein folding chaperone.
CUUCCGAAGUGAACCAGCUAGCUUGUUUUGUGCGAGGAAGAAAGGGUUUCAGCUGCUGCAGCAGCAGCUGAGAAGAAAAGUGUUUUUCUUAGUCUAAAUGCCCAAGCUUGGGGUGAUUUAGUUUCGUGAACGCACUGGAGAAGGAUUACUUGCGUGGAUUGGGGCGAAAAGUGAACGAUUUCAUGGAUUUCGGGACGAACAGUGUGACCUAAUCGCGGUGGUAUCGAUUUGAAGGUGAAAGUGUUUUUUUUUUGUGGUGAAGUUUGAAUCGGGUAGUGGGGGCGAAAUAAACAAACAUUUCCUGGUUGAGUUAGCGGAUUAUUACAGCUGCUACUGCUGCUGUUGCUGUUUGGAAAUAGCUCAACAAACCAAAGCAGGAAACCACCAAGGAAGCGAAAUGUGCUGAAGCUAGAAGCCGCAAGCUGGUGAGAACAUGGAGCACAAGGGUCGCAAUUCGCUGGCCAUCGGAAUCGAUUUCGGAACCAGCUUCUCGAGUGUGGGUGUGUAUCGCUGCGGUAAGUUCGAGAUAAUCACCAAUGCGUCGGCAAGCCACCGGAUCCCAUCCUGCGUGGCAUAUACCGACAAGGAGCGGUUGGUGGGUGAGGACGCGUUAGCGCAAGCCGAUCGGGAUCCUGGCAAUGCGGUGCUGAAUGUGAAACGGAUGCUGGGUGGGGAUAAACAAAGGAAGCUGCAGGUACAAUUCAAGGGCGAAACCAAAGGUUACCAUCCGGAGGAAAUAUGCGGAGUGAUGCUGGCCAAUUUGAAAUCGAUGGCCGAGCGGAAGCUCGGGCAAGUGGUGGGUUCGGCAGUGAUUACGGUGCCGGCGGGAUUCACCGAUGGGCAGAGGCAAGCCAUGCUGGAUGCUGCGGCGAUAGCCGGAAUCAAUGUGCUGAGGCUGGUUAAUGAGCCCACGGCGGCGGCAAUCUCGUUUGGGAUCAACAAAAAAGUGAUCGGUGAACAGUUUGUGUUGGUUUGUUCGCUGGGCGGAGGCUACCUGGAUGUGACCAUUCUGACAAUCUACAACGGGGUGUUCCAGGUGAAGGCCACAUCCGGUGACACUCAGCUGGGUGGGACGGAUUUUGAUGACCGAUUUUUAGCGCAUUUCUGCAAGGAAUUCAACCGAAUACACUCGCGUGACAUUUCCUCGUGUAAGACGGCUUUGAGGAGACUUCGGAAAGCGUGUGAACAAGCCAAACGGACACUUUCCUACACCAAUCGGGCGACAAUCGAGAUCGAAGAUCUCUUCGAGGGGCAAUCGUUUUCUUCCAUUCUGAGCCGCGAAUUGUUCGAUGAGUUGACCCGGGAUCUGUCGGAUAAGGUUAUGCUUCACGUGGAGACGGCACUGCGCAGAGCGAGGAAGGAUCGAUUUGCCAUCCACGAAAUAAUGCUGGUGGGAGAGUCCUCCCGGAUACCGAAGGUGCAGGUGAUGUUGAGUGAGUUCUUCGACCGUCGAUCGCUUUGCAGUUCCAUCAAUUCGGACGAAGCGGUUGUCGUGGGGGCAUCGAUUGCGGCGGCUAUUUUGAGUGGGGAACAAUCGGCGGAGAUACAGGACUUGCUGUGGCUGGAUUUGGUGCCGCGAUCGAUUGCCCUAGUGUCGGAAAGUGCGAUCGAAGGUUCACCAAGGAUAUUGAUCAGUAGAAAUUCGACGGUUCCCUUAAAGGUGAAGCAUCGAGUGAAGAGUUUUCGUGAAGCACAACUGCUGUACGAAGGGGAAAGUGCCAUUGUUAGUGAUAAUGUGAUGCUGGGGAAGUUGAUAAUCGAGGGGUCAUUUGGGGAUAUCGAAGACGUGGGGCUGUUGUUCAGCACCGACACGAACGGAGUGCUCCACGCCGUUGUCGAGGGGAACAUUGAGCUGAAAGCCACCCUGGACAAAGGAAGACUUGAGAGAUUCGAAAUCGAUAGGAUCGUUUACGAACACAAAAAGGUUCUGCUGGAAGCCGAAAAGCAGGAGAAAGAUGCAGAAGAGCAAGAAUCGCCAAAGGAAACGAUUACUAGCUUGAAACCGCUUGAUUUAGAUGAAAAAUUUGGUACCUGGGAUCGAUUCAGCGAAUGGCUUCACUGUAUUUGUAUAGUAACGUUUGAUCUGGAGCUUGGCCAAGCCAUGGAAUUAAUCUACCCAAAACAUGUUACACUCACCGAGCAGGAGAAAAUGAAUAUCUGCUAUUUGGCAUUUCCGGACUCCAAUUCCGGCUGCAUGGGAGAUUCCCAGUUCCACAUUAGGUUACGAGUUUCGCCCGGGUCAGAAUCUUCUGCGCUUCGCAAGGAGCAUUUCGACUUCAACUGCCAUUGCCUACCGGUGCAUCGGGCCGAUCCCGGACACUUCUGGGGGUUCGUGUACUUCCGCCAGAUCAAAGAUGCCACCCUGAAGCGAGGUUACUUCCAGAAAAGCUUAGUUCUACUCAGUCGCCUUCCGUUCGUCAAUCUGUUCUAUGAAAUUUGUUCCUUGAUCGCUCCCUCGUUCUUCGCCAGCGGCGAGCCAACGCUGGAAGCCGUCUGUGACAAUAUUUGCCACUGGCCAUCCCUGAUGGCGGGUGAGAAUCUUUCCCUGCACAUUCUAGGCAGCGUUUACGAGGUUGCUUUACCAAAACAAAACACCAAAACACCCAUCAAUGAAAAAAUCAAAUCCGACACUCCAACAUCUCCGGGCUCGCAAGCUCAAAUAAUCGCAUCGGUCCACGAGAUCGACAUCUUCAAGAGUCUCCAGUUUUUCCUGCCACACAUUUAUCUGCUCUGGGAGCUUGUCCUCACCGGUGAACCCAUUGUCGUGACCGGCGCCUCGCCAACCGAUUGCGCCCACAUGGUCCAAACCCUCAUGAGCCUGAUCAGCCCACUGUCGUACUGCGCCGAGAGUCGCCCCUACUUCACCAUCCACGACACCGAAUUCAAAGAGUUCACCCAAAGCAAAACCGCCGGUCACCCACCGAUCAUUCUCGGCGUAACGAAUCCCUUCUUCGCGAAAACCCUCCAACACUGGCCGCACACAAUUCGCCUGCAGGACAGCGUCGAAAGCCAACUGCAGCAAAAGCAAAAACAAUCACCCCUUCCCAGUGGCGGCUGCGCGUCUUCGACCUCAACUUCCUCCGACGCAUCGAGCACUCCCCAAUCUAAGCUGUCCAAAAUCAAACAAAUCACCAACAAACUCCUGGAUUCGUCCCCCGGGGUCUACACCCAGUACAAACCUUUCGUCUCGAAGGAUAAAGCCUUCAUCAAGAAGAUCCUGCUCGGCAUCAAAACCGAACGCCCCCCGUCAGUACAAUCCGCCCUCCUCCGGCGUCAUCUGCUCGAGCUAACCCAAAGCUUCAUGAUCCCGCUCGAGCGCUACCUGGCCUCGCUGAUGCCCCUCCAGAAAGACAUCUCACCCUUCAAAUCCGCCCCCCUGCCGAACCCCUUCAAGCAGGAGGACUUCCUGGCCACCCUCGAGGAGUGUGGCCCCCAGCUGACCUCCACCUGCAAGGGUGACUGGGAGGGACUCUACCGGCGGUUCUUCUCCUCGCCCAACUUCAAGGGGUGGUACGAGACGCGGUAUCACGAACUCCAGCAGACGCUCCAAGCACUGCACAUGCAGACCCUGUCCGAGUCCAAUCUGACCGAUUGGGUCAAGGGUAAGCACGAGGUCGAGAUCGUCGAUAUGAUCCUACGGCUGAAGCAGAAGCUGACGCUGUGCAGCAGUGCGCAGAUGAGUGCCCUGCCGGUGCCGCUCAACACCAAGGAUACUCGCGAGCAGCUGCUCCGGCAUCUGGAGAGCAUGAAGCGCUGCCUUCCGAACGAUCUGAAGCAGAUUUUAAACAAUAUCUGAAUAGUUUUUUUAAAGAAAGAUUGUUUUAAUUCUAAAUGAAAUAUACAGCUAAAUAGGGUAAAUAAUAAUAUGAAAGGUUUUUA